CCGCUAGUGCAGUUCAACAAAACAGUGACGACAAGCAACUCUCAUUCAUAUACUAACAAAUUGCAAAGAGCGAAGCUACUACGAUUUAUUACAUCCUACGUGUGAAAUGCUGAUUACAGUCGUUUGGUUUCAAUAGACAGUUGUUUGGCUGCUGCUCGGCCGUGGGCUCUCGAUCGUUAGACAAUCUUACCAAUGGUGCCUGCUCCAAGUGUAGCGAGUAGUGGAGCAAGCGGCAUGUCCGCAAACCUCCCCAAAAUUCGGGAGGAGAAAGAGGGAGAUAAUAACGACGAGAGCGAAGUAGCCCAGAAGCCCGGGCUCGAGGGCGCGGUCUUCGGCGUACUCUUCACGCUGAGCCAGGAGAAGAACACUCAAGACAUCUUUUACCACUGGGUAAUCUUGAAGAUCCUGCUGGACGUGUGGCAGGUCUACACCCAGAUCCUCACGCCCCAGUAUGGCUGGGACAUCAACCCCGACUCAAUGCUAUGGAAGGGCGUCUCCGUCCUCUCCUUUGGAUGGCUUGCGGACAUCGGGUACGGCUGGUACGUCGGCCUGCUGUACACGUUGGCGACCCUGCUGGGCCUCAACCUGGCCCUGUGCGGCUGGGUGGCGGUGUGCUUCCGGAACCAGAAGUUCGACUACGUGUGGCCCAUCAAGGUGGUCCGCGGCUUCAGCUACGUGUUCCUGCAGGUGUUCGACAUCACCUCGCUCAACUUCCUGCAGCUAGGCAUCAGCUGCAAUUACACCGCCCCGGCUGACAGCGGGAUGCGCCUCAAGAUGCAGCUGUUCCCACAGUACAGCUGCUCGGCGCUGCCCCAGCUGGCCCAGGCUGUGGCUUCGGGCGUUUUGCUGGGGGUGUUCGUGGCGGUGGCCAUGCUGGUCAACAUGAGCGAGGUGGAGGUCAACCCCACCAGCAAGUCCCCGCAGGCGCUGGGCCACAGCGGCGCCGAGGUCACCGCCUUCUUCAUCAAGGUCCUCAUGACGCUGGUCAGCACCUUCAUCGGCGGCUGGCCCAAGGUCGCCUCCGCCGCCUACCUGCUCCUGGCCUUCUGGCUAGCCUGGUGCAACCUCCGUUGGGUGCCACACAUGGUGGGCUGGGUGGGCGACCUCAAGUCGGGCUGCGCGGUGGCCAUGGUGGGCGUGGCGGCGCUGCAGGUGGCAGUGGUUGCUCUGCCCGACUCCGCCAUCGACGCCCGCCACACGCUCACCCUGGUCAUGGGCAUCGGCCUGGCUCCGCUGUUCGUGGCGGGCUCACUCCUCAGCUGGUGGAGGCGGGCCUGGUUCACGUCGGCGGCGCUCAAGGCCUUCAGGACCACCGACCCUGUGAAGGUCAAGCCCCAGGACAUCUUUGGAUUCUGGGACGCACGUGACGUGGAGAUCGCCGCCCGCUCCUGCCGCGUGUGGGCGGACCGGUACCAGCUGGACAAGGCGGCGGUGACGCGCGCGCAGGAGCUGAUCAAGGCCGGCGUGGCGCGCUUCCCCGGCAGCUCCUACGUCAAUCUGGUGUAUGCAAACUUUCUGCUGGAUGUGCUGGGCUUCAGCCAGACAGGUGGCAAGCAGCUCGAGGCCGCCCGCAAGCUGGACCCGGGCCCCGUGUGUCGCUUCAUGCUCUUCGUGCGGCAACAGCAGGCCACCCAGAAGGCCGCGAGCAGCACCGUGGGCAAGGGCGGCAGCAUGGAUCUGCUGGGCUAUGUGGAGUACCAGCGCAAGCAGCGCAUGGUGCUGCGCCACCACAAGGACGCCCUGCAGGCCAUGGCCAACUUCUGGCGCAUCCUGGGCUACUCGAGCAGCGUGUCUUUCCGCUCGCUCAGCCGCUCACUGGAGGAGAUCGACACCAGUGUGAAGCAGGCUGAGAUGGCGUACCGCGCCGUACUGGAGAUGUACGGCAACAGCCCGCGCCUGGUGCGGCUGUAUGCCCGGUUCCUGGAGACCGUCAAGCAGGACCCCUGGGGUGCGGCCGAGUACUCGGCACACGCCGACCGCAUCGAGCAGAACCGGGACGCGGACGGCGACGGCCCCACGCUGCCCGACGGCACGCCCAUCGGCCGCAUGGACGAGGUGGACAAGGGCGUGCUGGUAGUGAACGCGUUCGGCGACAUCCAGAUGGUCAACAAGAAGCUGAUGUCCAUGUUCGGCUACCGCAAGGGCGACCUGGACGGCAAGAACGUGACGGUGCUGAUGGCGGGCCACGACGCCAAGCGCCACCCGGGCCUGCUGCGCCGUUACAUUGACAGCGGACAACAGGCACCGCCCGUCUUCAGGCGGCCGGUGCUGGGCAUGCACCGCGAGCGGGUGGCCAUCCCCGUGCAGCUGGACGUCAGCCGUGCCUCGGGCAUGGGCGAGGACAGCGUGUUCAUAGCGCUACUGGAGGCGGCGCCGCAGGAGCCUGGCGUGGGCCGGCUGUGGGCCACACCCGAGGGCCUCAUCGUGUGCUGCGACGCCGGCUUCGUCACCUGCUUCGGGUUGUUCCCCACCGACGUGGUUGGAACUCAGCUGCGCUCGCUGCUGCGUGCCCAUGCCUCCAGCGCCGCCGCAGCCGCCGCCUCGCGCGCAGCCGGCCAGGGCGGCGAGGAGGACGGCUGGAGCGCCAGCAAGGCCCUGAGUGACGCACAGAAACUGGUGCAGCGGCUUAUUUCUGAGGCCGAGGCUGACAGGCCUACGUCGGCCGACGGCAGUCGCCACGGCGCCCCGGGCUCCCCCGGCGGCGCAUCUGACGGCGGCACAACCGCUAGAACUGAUAACCAUUGCUUUGUACGGCACAAGUACGACGAGGCCCGGGAGGUGUGCGUCACCGUCACCAUGGACCCUUCCCGCACCAUCCUGGAGUUUGUGCUUCGCCUGGUGUCCACCGAGCCCCAGCUGCUGAUGGUGGUGGAGAAGCGCGGAGGCAUCAAGCACAUGAGCGGAGACUUGGCCAAGCUGCUUGGGGCUUCUGCUGGUGCCGACGAGGCUGCUAUCGGCGGUGGCGGCAUGGGCGGCGGUGUUCUUGAAGGCCUGGGCGCCGCCGCUGAGAGCGCCGCGCUUCGCAACUUGGACGACUUCCUGCCCGCGCCCUGGCGCUACCUGCACUCCCGCCACCUGGCCAAGGCCAUCGGAACCGGCGUCCCCGCAUCGGCCAUCGUCCAGAUGGGCGGUGGAGCCCCAGGUGCCGCUGGCGCCGGAGCCGCCGCGAACAACGGUGCGCCCGCCCUUCUGUCCGGCAUGUGGGGCUGCCACGGCGGCCGCACGGCUGGUGUAGACGAUGGCAGCCCUGCCGCUGGCGGGCGCCUGUUCCGCCCCACGAUGCGCCUGGUCGGGCUGCACGGCCGCCCCGUGUUCGUGCGUGUGGCGGUGCACUCGAGGGAGGAGGGCGGCGAACCGCUGCACGUGGUGCGCAUGGCCAGGUCCUCUCUUGACACCGCCAUUGCUGAGCGCCGUGUGCGCGUGCGGGUCUCGGAGGCCGGCACAGUCAUUGACGAGGCCGAGGCAGCCGCUGCUGCAGCCAAACUAGAUAUGGGGCCUGACGUUGCGGCGGACGCAGACGAGGGCGCGGCUGUGAUUGUCGAGAGGCCCACCACCGCGGCUGCAGCUGCGCAGGCGAUGGGUGAGGAGUUGGAGGCCCUGUUCGGCUUCACCAAGGAGGAGCUUGCGGGGUACCACCUUUGGGACUUCAUCACGCUUCAGCCCUGCCCCGAGUCCGAGCUGCUGCUGGCGACUGCUGGCGCCACCUCCGGCGCUGGUGCCGCAGCCGCCACUGCUACAACGCCCCGCGCCGGUGCUGUUCGCCGCGCCGGUGCGGUCACCUCCACCACCAUGGGGGCUGCCGCGACUGGUGCCGGCGCCCUGAACCGCGCAGUCCGCCACCGCCUAGGCAACAGCACGGGCGUUGUAGGCGCCACCAGCGCCAAGGCGGCGGCCGACUCGGACGCCACUGAUACUGGAGGUGCCGAUGGCGCUGUCGGCGGAGACCUGCUGGAGGAGGCUGCGUCGGUUGUGUACGGCGAGGUGGGCGGCGCCACCGCAGAGGAGGACGCCGCCGCUGCUGCUGCUGCAGUCGCUGACCUGGCAGCAGCGGCCACGGACGCCGCCGCGAACGGUGACGCCAAUCCGUUCGCCAGCGGCCCUGGCUACUACGGCGCUGGGCCCCCAGUGGAGUUCAACCUGCGCACCUUUGAUGCCAUGAUCACCAUGGCGCUGCAGUACCCCGGCUUGUCUUGGCGCGUGGCUGUGGUGUCGCCGGCCGCGGUGGCUGAGGCGGAGGCCAUGGGCAACGCCUCACGUGCCGCCGCGCACCUGGCGCGCAACACACGUCAGGCCGUGUUGAGGUUGGAUGUGGCGGUGCCCCGCGUGCGGGUGCGUCCGCGUGGCGGCUCCGGCUCCCCCAGUGGCGGCAUGUCCUCCCCUCGGGCCCAGCAGCAGCUGAACCCCGCCCUGGCGCCUGGCCGCCUGGUGGUGCAUGUGGAGCUGUGGGCGGCGGAGAGCCUCACCGGUGUGCUUGAGCUGGACCCUCGCGGCCGAGUGGCAGGCCUGGCGGAGGAGGGCGGCGUGCGGCCUGCGGGGCUGAUCUUCGGCCAGCCCUCUGCUUCCUUCCUGGGCUCAGAGCUGUCCCAGAUUGUUUCCAUGCCGGCCGGCUACACGCCCAUGACACUGCUGACUGGCGACGUGGGCGGCAAUGCCGCAAAGAAGAGUGCGCUUAAGGCAACCAAACAGCAGCAGGCGGCCGCGGACAAGGAGGCCGCUGUCAAGGUGGGCCCGGUGCACUACCUGCCCGGCUGGCACCGUGACGGCCGGCCCCUGCUGCUGGCCGUGCAAAUGGUUGGCAAGCCGCUGCCGCCCGGCGGCGCACAGCCGGCGAGUGGAACCGCCGGAGCUGCAGUGGCCGCCGCAGCUGGCACCGUGACCGCCAUUAUCCGCCUUGCGCCCGCGGGCGCCCAGCCCUCAGUGCUACCGCCCAUGAUGGGGGCAGCGGCGACUGCGGGCGCCAACGCACUUGCAGCCGGGGAGCCGAGCGCCCGCUCCCUGGGAGGUACCAGGCGCCGCGCCUCAGUCAUUGCGUUGCCGCCACCCGCGGCGGCGCCGGUGUCAUGGACUCCCAUCAUGGGCCCUGGAGGCUCCGGCAAUGGUAGUGUUCAGCAGAUGCACCUGGCGAAGGACUUGUCGCGCAUGGGCCGAGAGGCCACCGACGCCGAAGCCAUCGCAAGCGCAGCGGAAGGCCAUGCGGCCGCCGUCAUCAGCAGCCUCAGCGCCCCGGCGGUGUCGCCUCUCGAUCCGGCGGCAGUGGGCGUGGCGGCCGCUAUGCCACUUCCGCCUCCGCCUCUGGCGUUGGCGAUGGCCAUGCCGUCGCCUGGCAUCACCAUGCGUGGUUCGGGCGCUGGCGCCGUGGGCGGCACCAGCUCGAGGCUGGCGGCGCGGAGCAGCAAGGCGCGCGAGGGCGCUCCUGGCGAAGCUUUAGUUCCCGGCAGUGGCGUGGACUCGGCAGGUGUAGUGGAUUCGGCUGUGGAUGUAGAGCGCCGCGCACACGGCGGCAGCGGCGGUGCCGAUGGUGGGGCACUGAGCCCGCCUCGGUCCCCGGCAUCAUUGCCGGGAGUGGUGCUUGGUGGCGCCGGCGGCGACGGCAAUAUUGACGCUCGGCCAAGCGUCGCCAGUCUUGUGCACGGCGCCGCGGCAGCAAAGGAGGCACAGGGCAGCGAUGCAAUGCUCAAGAAGCAGCCCUCAAACAAGAUAUCCAAGUGGGUUGCAACCAAUGGAGAGUUCUACCAAAAUACAGUGAGGUCGGCUGCUGGCAUUGGCGGCGUUGCGGAGGAGGAUGACGAGGAGGACAGUAGUGACGGCGGCGAUGGUAGCAGCGCUGGCGCCAGCGGCUCGGCCGGCGGUGACGGCAGCAACCACCGUGGCAGCGGUGAUGGCGCCGCGUCGCGCCGUUCUGCCAGGCCGCCGGGCAGCAACGAGCCGGCAGCAGCGGCGCGGCUCGAGCUGGCGGGGUCCAGCGGCGGCGCAGAAGACGAAGGCAAGGGCGGCAAGGGCGCCGGCGCGCGCCAGGGCAUGAGUAUGGUGGUGGACAACAGCGACAACAGGAGCGACGGUGGUGAAAGUGCCACAUCCGGCGUGUCGGGCACGUCGGGUCUGUCUGACGGUGACGGCACCGGAGACUUCAAGCGGGGCAAGCGGUACAAGAAGCUCAUCAAGCUCAUCGACUCGCCUGACAGCAAGAAGAGGCUGCGCAAGUUCAAGAUGCUGGUCGCGGCAGUAAUUUUCACAUGCAUGGCAGUGCACGUGCUGUGCUUCGCCCUCAUCAUGGACGCAAUCCACUGGCAGAACGAUGCCCUCGUGACCCUCACCAACAUGGGCGACGGCCAACGCGACCUGCAAAAGGUUGCGGUGUUCAUGCGGGCUCUGGACCAAGCCUACAGGGGCAAGGGCUCCAACAACACAUACACAGAGGCAAACGCACCGUUCUUUGCGAGCGAGAUGUACCGCUACCUCAACCAAUACAACGAUAUGAACAACGGUAUCCUGCUCAACAGCCGGCACCAGUCCAUCACGCUGCUCUUCUACACCGACCAGCUGACUGUGUGGGUCGGCAACAACAGCUUCACUGGCGAGGAGGUGUUUACCAAUGUCACCACCUGGGACCUGCUGACACGUCUAAUGGUGGCGGGCCUCACCGUGUACCAGAAGCAUGAGGAGUGGCACGCUCAGAAGAUAUACCCGGCCGACACGUUUGAGGGACAGUUCGUGUUCCGAAGCGCACAGCAGCUCGCCAAGGGCUCGCAGUCCGUGUGGGUAGCACUGCAGGAUCAUGCCCAGGGCCACACCCAGCGCGUCAACAACCUCCAGCUCAUCUUCCUGGUCAUUGAGGGCUUUCUGGUGUCCAGCUGCACGGCGGCGUGCCUCAUCUAUUUGCUGCGCAUGGCGAGCGAGCAGCGCUACAAGCUGUACGACACGUUCCUUGCCAUCCCCAUCGGCCUGACGCGCGCGCUGGCCUCUCAGACCACCCACCUGCUGGACGAUGACGAGUCGGAUGAUGAAGAGGACGAGGAUGGAGCUGCUGCGGCAGCAGCCAGCAAGGCGGCUGAGCUUGCUGCUGGUGACGAGCACGCCAGUGUAGACGGUGACGCUGCGGGCGGUGGGGGCGCUGCCGCCCCCAAGCGUCGUGCCAAUUUCGACAACGCUGGUCACGGCGGCUCCGGCGGUCGCCGCAGCGGUACCGGUGACUUGGCAGCAGAUCAUCCCGGCAGCAAUAAUGGAGGGGGCAAGGGCAGCAGCGUAAAAGGUGCCAAGCGCAAAGGUGGCGGCCGCGAUGCAGCUGCUGCGGCCGGGGAAGGCAACGGCGCGUCAGGCCCGCUGCUGCGCAUGCAGUCGAGCAUGCGCGACUCUGGCGCCGGCAACGGUGGCGCAAGCAGCUGGCUCAGCACCCUCAAGGCGAAGAUACUGGGUCGCUCCAACGCGGUUCGUGACAGCUCGGCCCCGGCGAAGCGCUCGCUGGAGCGCAAUAGCCGCGUGUCCAUCGCCAUGCUGGCCAUCGCCAUCACCUACUCUAUCCUCAUCAUCACCUUCUACUCGGUUGGCUAUAUCGUCACUCUCACCACCGCGCAGAAUGUGGCCAUGGUGGCUGUCGCGCAGCGCAACAUGGAGCGAGUCUGUGAGGGCGUCUUCUUUUCACAGGAGCUUCUUGCCCAGGAGGACCCGCUACUCGUCUAUCGCUACAUAGACGAGCUUCGGAGCAUCAGUGUGGGUCUGCGUGACGCCUACUACACGAUGCGUAUGGGCAUCGACGCUGACCGCGUGGCUGGCCCCGACAUCGAGAGGUUCCCGGGCGUGGUGAGCCACGGCUUGGCCAAGGAGAGCCCCGAGCAGUUCGACAUCUUUUUCGGCACCGGCGACUGCCAGCGACUGAAUAAGCCAUGCGAGGGGCCCGAGUACCGCUAUCACGAGGUGACGCACGCAGGUGUCGAGGCAAUCAUUUUCCAGGUGGUGCUGUCGUUGAAGUCUCUUGCCGACAAAGCCGAGGGGGCGGAGCAGCGGGCCAUUGCCGCUGUAUCGCACUCUACCGGGGUGCCCAUACCAACCAUCCUCGCUGAGGUGGAAGCCGGUCAAACUACUUCAGUGUUGGCCGCGAUCGCUGCCGCCAACGCCACAUCCGUGGCUGCUGGCGGUCCCCCGGUGCUGCUACCGACAAUGGCCGAGAUGGACAUGCCCGGACACGACAACCAAGAAUGGGACUUCAUUUGGAACGCAGGCUUGCAAGACGGUGUAGAUGGCAUCCGCCGAAUCACAGAUCUGGAGAUCUCGUACAUUGAGGCCAAUUUCCAACAGGUCGUCGUCAUGCACGUGGUACUAUUCGUGCUGCUGGUGCUGGUGUUUGCCGUGUUUGUGUUCGGCCUGCUGAUGCCCAUGCUUAAGCGCAUGCAUAAGGAGAAACGGCGCAUCACGGAGAUGCUCAGCCAGCUGCCCACUGAGGUGGAUGUCAUGAAGCUCAUCACGCUCGUGAUUAUGGGCUCCAGCCCCAUCACCAACGACAAGAGCGUUAAGGGCGUUGCUGAGGGCGGCAAGAGCAUGCGCCACAGCUCGGCAGUCCUCGGCAUGGCUGCUGCCAAUGGCGGCGCCGUCUCCAAUGGCAAUGGCAGCGGCGUGCCGACGCAGCGGCUAGGCACGGUGGAACCGCCUGCCGGUGGUGUUGGUGGUGGCGCUGCGGGUGAUGGCGACGACAGGAGCACCGCGGACAGCAAGGCGUGGAAGGGGCUCCUGGCACGUGCCACCAGUGUCAAGGGCGGCGGCUCGUUUGCCAACUCCAAGCGGGCGUGAGCUAGGAGCAACGCCUGAACCGCAAAUGCAAUCUGCUAGUAAUAACCUGUGAUUGCAGUUGAUUCUUUCUCACGUGGAGGCUUCAGAUCACUUGUGAAAACUGCAUGCAUCUUUUAGGCACAACAUGUUGAUCCACGCAUGGUCGAAGCCUAUGAGAUUCCGAAGAGGGGUUGUUGACGCGCACCACCGCAUGUGCCAUGCGCCCAUGUCGGGUGUUGGCACGAAAUGAUAAGGUCCUGUGUGAGUGUGUUGAUGCGUCCUUACUUUGUGGCCACUAUCUGCACGUGCAAUGCGGCAUAGUGUCUCACUAUGUGCUAGUUGCUUUGCUAUCAGGCGCCUCCGGACUCAGAACAGUUAGUGGGGCGGCAUGGACUAUGACGCCAUGUAAUGCUCAUGCUCACCAUAUGCUGUAUUGCAGUUAACGCCUUGAAGGUUCCCAUUCCUACCGCUCUGUAGUCGAGGACCCGAGUCCAUGGCACGCUGCAAGCGUACAUGCUGACAAUCAUGCAUAGCUGCGUAGGUUAAGCCCUGCAUGGCCGCGCCCCGGGAGUGUAAUGCUCCUGGCGU
Messenger RNA from Chlamydomonas reinhardtii, 9348 nucleotides. RefSeq lists its product as uncharacterized. The record is from RefSeq and is a predicted model, not a curated record. Lineage: Eukaryota; Viridiplantae; Chlorophyta; Chlorophyceae; Chlamydomonadales; Chlamydomonadaceae. The transcript has 48 exons. Bases 235 to 8781 code for a protein of 2848 amino acids.